Messenger RNA from Photinus pyralis (common eastern firefly), 1765 nucleotides. RefSeq names its product cysteine desulfurase, mitochondrial (gene Nfs1). The record is from RefSeq and is a predicted model, not a curated record. Gene Ontology annotation, biological process: [2Fe-2S] cluster assembly. The coding region runs from base 102 to 1454 and encodes 450 amino acids. The transcript has 6 exons. Lineage: Eukaryota; Metazoa; Arthropoda; Insecta; Coleoptera; Lampyridae. Gene Ontology annotation, cellular component: nucleus; cytosol; mitochondrion. Gene Ontology annotation, molecular function: pyridoxal phosphate binding; cysteine desulfurase activity.
UCGAAGUAACAAAAGUGAAGAGGAAAGUGAUUACCUCCUAACCUAAAAGUAUAGAAAGUGUUUUGUAUUUUACCUUUGAGAUUAUAUAAAUUUUAAAGAAAAUGUAUCGUUGUAUAACUAAAAUAAACCUUUACAACUCGGCCAUUCUUUCAAAAAAGUGCGAGCCGCUGACAUUUCUUACAAAUUCUCGUUUUCUUCAGACUGUUUUAGAAACAAAUUACAACAUCAAAGAGCAAGUAUUCGAUGGAAGACCAUUAUACCUGGAUGCUCAAGCAACAACGCCCUUGGAUCCUCGAGUUUUAGACUCGAUGCUUCCGUAUUUGACUUCGUUCUAUGGAAAUCCCCAUUCUCGAACACACGCGUACGGUUGGGAAUCCGAGGAAGCCGUGGAGAAGGCGAGGACGCAAAUUGCCAAUAUAAUAGGUGCAGAUCCUAAGGAAAUCAUAUUCACAUCUGGAGCGACUGAAAGUAAUAAUAUAUCGAUUAAAGGUGUUGCAAGAUUUUAUGGUGCAAAAAAGAAGCAUGUUAUCACAACGCAAACCGAGCACAAAUGUGUGUUAGAUUCUUGCCGUGCAUUAGAAGGAGAAGGUUUUAAAGUCACUUAUUUACCUGUUGGCGAAAAUGGUAUACUUUCCUUGGAGGAUCUUGAUCGGACUAUUACACCUGAAACGGCUCUUGUCUCUGUAAUGACCGUUAACAACGAGAUCGGUGUUAAGCAACCGAUAUCAGAAAUUGGACGAAUAUGUAAAGCGAAAAAGGUCUUUUUUCACACUGACGCCGCACAAGCUGUCGGAAAGGUGCCCAUGGAUGUUAACGAGAUGAAUAUCGAUUUAAUGUCGAUCAGUGGACAUAAGAUUUACGGCCCGAAAGGAGUAGGCGCUCUGUACGUGCGUAGGAGGCCGAGGGUAAGACUAGAAGCAUUGCAAAGCGGUGGAGGACAGGAAAGAGGACUGCGCAGUGGCACCGUUCCAACUCCUUUGGCUGUUGGAAUGGGAACUGCAUGUGAAAUUGCCACAAAGGAAAUGGCUUAUGAUCACAAAUGGAUGGAAAAAUUAAGCAAGCGAUUAAUAGAUCAAAUUUUUGGUAAACUUGAGCAUGUUAUUCGAAAUGGAGAUCCCGUUCAGACUUAUCCUGGCUGUGUUAAUCUAUCAUUUGCGUAUGUUGAAGGAGAAUCUCUUCUAAUGGCUCUGAAAGAUGUUGCCUUGUCCAGUGGAUCAGCUUGUACUUCGGCAUCAUUAGAACCAUCGUAUGUGUUGAGAGCAAUAGGUGCAGAUGAAGAUUUGGCGCACAGUUCCAUAAGAUUUGGUAUUGGUCGUUUUACAACGAUCGAAGAAGUGGAUUACACUGCACAGAAAUGUAUAUAUCAUGUUACAAGGCUCCGAGAAAUGAGCCCGUUGUGGGAAAUGGUACAAGAAGGAGUCAAUUUGAAAACGAUCCAAUGGUCCCAACACUAAAAAGUGGGUGUGAAAGAAACAACAUUUUAUAAACUUACCGUGUACCAAUGCACUAUGCAACUGAAAGAGAAGCCAUUUUGUUGCAUAUCCUCAUUAAAAUAUAUUUUAUAGGUUGUAAAAUUCCUCGCUUUACUAUUGUAAUAAAAUUGAUUAUUGCUUAUAUAAUGUAGUACAUGAAUGUACUCUUAUAAAAUGUGCUGUGAUGUUUUAUUGCUUUCUUUUACUCAUGGCACCAUCCGUCUCUCAUUUUUGUUUUGAUAGGUAUUAUUUAAUGUUAAUAAUAAAAUACGUACACAUAUUGCUAUGUGCAA